GCCACUGCUCAGCCUCACCCUCCCUCCCGGCCACCCACAGACACGACUGCAUGACGGCCGCGGCAAAACGCUACAAGUACCUUCGCCGUCUUCUCAAAUUCCGGCAGAUGGAUUUUGAGUUCGCCGCCUGGCAGAUGGUUUACCUCUUCAUAGCUCCACAGAAGGUCUAUCGGAAUUUCCAGUAUAGAAAACAAACGAAAGCACAGUUUGCCCGCGACGACCCAGCGUUUGUGGUGCUGCUGUGUCUGUGGCUGUGUGUAACAUCGGUUGGGUUUGCCGUUGUGUUGCGCCUCAGUGUUGCCAGCUUUCUCACCUUCCUUCUGUACACUGUGUGCGUGGAUACCCUGGCCGUGGGCGUGGUGGUGGCAACACUGCUCUGGCUCUUCACCAACAAGCGGCUGGUGAAGUCAACAUGCAGAGAUCAGGACGUGGAAUGGGGGUACGCCUUUGAUGUCCACCUUAACGCCUUUUUCCCGCCACUUCUCAUUCUUCACUUCUUCCAGCUCUUCUUGUACCAUGUGUUCAUCAGUCAGGAUUGGUUCAUUUCCCGCCUGUUUGGUAACCUCCUGUGGGUGUUCGCCAUUGGCUACUACAUCUACAUUACAUUCCUCGGAUACAGCGCCCUGCCCAUCCUGCAGUCCCCGCGAGUGUUCCUGUACGCCCUGCCGCUGCUGCCGCUCCUGCUGGUGGUGACCCUGACAAUGAGAGUCAACCUGUGCUCUGUUCUCAUGGACUUUUACCAUUAUCGUGUGCUGUGAGAGGCGUAGAGCACUGUCUGGCUGCCGCCCCCUCUCUCUCUCUCUCUCUCUCUCUCUCUCUCUCUCUCUCUCUCUCUCUCUCUUGUAUCAUAUUGCACCUUUUUGUGUGUUAAAUAGUUUGAAUAAAGGAAAAUAUAAGGAAAAAGUGGACUAUUAUUAUUAUUAUUAUUAUUAUUAUUAUUAUUAUUAUCAUUGUUGUUGUUGUUUUGACGUGUACAAGAUGGUAUAUAAAUAAUUUGCUUGUAUGUUGUGUUACUACUUAUGAAUGGUGUGUGUGUGUGUGUGUGUGUGUGUGUGUGUGUGUGACCAGCUGAUUUGAAUAGAAAAAAUGCAAAUAAUGAUAAAAAAAAAUGAGGAAUAAUAGUAAUAAUGAAGCUUGUGAACUGAAUAAAUACACUAAUAAAAAUGA
Molecule: messenger RNA, 1167 nt
Organism: Portunus trituberculatus (swimming crab)
Lineage: Eukaryota; Metazoa; Arthropoda; Malacostraca; Decapoda; Portunidae
Gene: Unc50
Product: protein unc-50 homolog
Exons: 7
Coding region: 51-758 (235 amino acids)
Cellular component (GO): Golgi membrane
Source: RefSeq, a predicted model, not a curated record